AUGACUUCAAUUCAUUCAACUCUUGGAGCUCUGGAAAUCGGGGUACUACUCAUGCUGCUGCUAUUUGGCAUCAUGAUUGCACAGGCCUAUACUUAUUAUCAGUCACAGUCGACAACCGAUAACCGCAUUCUCAGAAUUCUACACUUAAUUUUGUACGCGUCCUGUAGCAUCACGGAGACCUUUCAUACAGGCCUCAUGUGCGCAGACUUCUAUAUCACCUCAAUCAGCGACUACGGUAAUAUCACGGAAAUUGACGCAAACCAUUGGACUGGAGUGUUCGCUCAGCCUGUCUGCAGCCUUUCCGUUGCCAUGAUUCAGUGUUUUUAUGCGUGGCGAAUCCGUUGUAUUUCGCGACAAUGGCCCAUUACGCUCAUAUCGUGGCUUGGUUCGGCCGUGCAUGUUGGUACAGCGAUAGGCCUCGCUGUUGUCUCGGAUGGAAUUCCGCUGUUGUCCACGCUUCUUGGCAACUAUAGGUGGCUUGUCUGCGUCUGCGUUUCCGCAGCGGUCGCAGUUGACGUUCUUAACAUGUCCGCCUUUUGCUAUUGGUUGUGCAAAAGAAAGUCUGAUUUCAGACAGUAA
Molecule: messenger RNA, 579 nt
Organism: Stereum hirsutum FP-91666 SS1
Lineage: Eukaryota; Fungi; Basidiomycota; Agaricomycetes; Russulales; Stereaceae
Exons: 3
Coding region: 1-579 (192 amino acids)
Source: RefSeq, a predicted model, not a curated record